This is a messenger RNA of Zea mays, 675 nucleotides long. RefSeq lists its product as uncharacterized. The record is from RefSeq and is a predicted model, not a curated record. NCBI's taxonomy places the organism in Eukaryota, Viridiplantae, Streptophyta, Magnoliopsida, Poales, Poaceae. The transcript has a single exon. The coding region runs from base 147 to 383 and encodes 78 amino acids.
GUUGGGCGCCCUCCCGGCUCCCCAUAAAUCCCGGCCGCGCCACAUGCCACACACCCCCACACUUCCAGACUUGGCAACCCCAACGGCUACAAGAGCAGAGCAGAGCCGGCAGCACGCGAGAGACAGAGAGAGACAACUCGGGCGCGAUGGACGUGUACAUCGCGGAGGAGUACGUGGCCCAGCGGCGCGCCGAGAGGAGGGCCGCGCGCGUCGCCGCGGCCGCACGCUGCGGAGAGGAGAAGGCGCGGGCGGACAGCGAGCAGAAGCGGCGGUGGACGGAGGACGGCAAGCGGCCUGCCGACGGCGGCGAUGCCGGCGGUGGCGCCGCCGCCGCCUGGCUGCAGGCAGGGGAGGACGCCGUUCUCAGCUACUUGUCGGCUUAGGACACGUGCGUGCGGUACGGGCGGACGUGUCUCCCUGCGUGCGUACGUCCAGCUAGGCAAUGCAAAUAGACACACAUACACACACACAUGCGCCAAUGCCAUGCACAAUUUGCGUGGAUUGCGUUUGGUGGAGCCAAGUCAGUCGCGUGCAUGUGGUUGCUGGGCGAUACCAGUUCAGCUCAUCCACCCUUUUUUUUUUUUUGCCAUGGCCAAUUGGCCGCCACCGCGCCACGUCUCGCGGAUAUAGAAGUUCAUGUCUGGCAGUAAAAAUAAACUGGCCUCGCUUGAUCUA